Molecule: messenger RNA, 1677 nt
Organism: Pelagomonas calceolata
Lineage: Eukaryota; Pelagophyceae; Pelagomonadales; Pelagomonadaceae
Source: the annotation of a GenBank genome assembly
CUCUGCUGCAGCGCUCUCCCUCCUGUCGCCGCGCGGGAGGCUGCCGCGCCGCACCGGAACGCUGCCCGCGACGGUCCAGCCGACGCCUGUCGACGCGGAGCACACGCGCAUUCUCCCCGCGCCCGCCGACAGACCAGACCAGAGACCACCAUGGAGGAAGCCAUUCAGUACGCCGACGACCUGAGGGCGAGCAACGCGGGCACGCAGGACUUGCUGGGCACGCACGACACGAUGAUGCUGCGGACGGCCGAGACGGCGACGGGCAAGACCACGGGAGGCAAGAAGAAGAAGAGGACCAGUAAGCGCGAGUCCGUGAAAGCCAGGGCGCGGCAGAUUGUUGAAAGGACAGCUUUAAUGCACGACGGCGCCAAGGACAACGCCCAGUUGAGUGCGUUUCAAGGUUCAGGACUGAAGGGCAAGGAGUUCGGCCGGCAGUGGAACAAGGCCUUCCCGUGCAGCAAGCUCACGACGGCCGAGGCCAAGGCGGUCCUACCUUACUUUGACGUCGAUGGCUCCGGAGACAUCGAUGGGGCCGAGUUCCUCGUGAAGUUUUUUGAUCUGUCGCAGAAGAUGAAGCGAGAACAGAGGGGAGAACAUCGCGUGCGGUCCGCGUAUUUGGAGCAAAAAAGGUUAGAACAGGAAGGUGUAGAACAACGCAAGGAGGAAGCUCGCGUCGCGGCCGCAUUGAAGAUCGAGUUCACGAAGGAAGACAAGAAGGAAGCCUUGCGGAAACUGAAGAAGGCCGCUUUGGAGUACAAGACUAGGUGGACGCCGCGAUCCAUGGGCGGCAUGCAGGGUUUAUCUGGUUUUGAAGGUACUAAAAUAUCUCCGGUAGUCUUGCGAUCUUUACUACAAAGAACUUUCGACCUCAAUUUAUCUAGAAAGGAGCUCGGCGCAUUGAUACAAGCGAUCCAAGGCCACGGGUCGCAAGUGGUAGAUGGGAAGAACUUCGUUACGUUCUUCCAUCGACUCGGUGCGAAAGCGCAAAAACAGCAGAAGCACCGCUUGGCCAUCAGGAGGGAGUGGGAUGCGCUCGUCGAGGAGGCCGCGGAGCAGAAACGAAGGGAGAACGAGGACUUUGACGUUGUGGACGGCGGAUUCGGGGCCUACCACCCUCUGGACCUGGAAUCGGCCUACGCGAAGUUGGGAGAAAGGGCGACGUGGCAAGUUCGAAGUCGACCGCUGACGCAGCAGUUCACGGAGGGCGGGCCCCUGAAUCCUCGAGAUUUUCGGAGAAGAGUGAGAUCAGAGUUCGACGUCGAUCUGACGGAGCGGGAGCUAUCAGCCGUCGUGGCGUCACUCAACGAAGGCGGUGCUGACGCCGACGCCGAGUUGGUCGACGGCCAACGGUUUCUCAAGAGGAUGAACAUGCUGAAUAGCACGGCGCGACGCUUGCCAAGGGUAGAGAAAACACCAGUGGCCGGCGACUGGAUCCGGAACGAGCGCUACAACGCGCGGCCGAUCACCGCAGAUAGAUAUACCAAUCAAGAUUUAUUUUCGCCGAAGCGCCAGUUCGCGAAGUUCACGGCCUUCGACCCGUGCGGGGUGGAUCGGCAAACUUUGAUGCGCGUGACGGGGAGGACGCCGUCGCCCGUCAAGAAGAAGGCGCUGCGGCAGCGGCUCGGUGUUGACGUGUCCCGGCGGGACAAUAUGGAGUUCUUGCGGUAAGUAGGCUUA